Saitoella complicata NRRL Y-17804 is the source of this 1084-nucleotide messenger RNA. RefSeq lists its product as uncharacterized. Bases 31 to 1032 code for a protein of 333 amino acids. The transcript has a single exon. NCBI's taxonomy places the organism in Eukaryota, Fungi, Ascomycota, Saitoellomycetes, Saitoellales, Saitoellaceae. The record is from RefSeq and is a predicted model, not a curated record.
ACCGCGGGAACUUGCAUUUGUACGACUGGUAUGACGCUCAACCUCUCCUCACCACCAACAACCCUAAGCAACAUGGCACGUAAAAAACUGUCAAAGCGAAGGUCAUCGGGGAGUUUGGUUCCUCGUGCAAAGCCUAGGCCUCCGCCUUCCACCUCGGAGAAGCCUGCCGAGCUUGGCGAAGGCAAGGUUCCUGGGUAUGGAGUUGCGCCAAAGUCCCCACCGCUGACAGACCCUGCGGAGAAGGUGACAGUUGAGGCUGGUACAGUCGGUGGGGAGAGUAGGAAGAGGAUAGAGGAGGAUGUUGAUACUACCUCCUCGGGGUCGUCUGCGUCUACCGAUGAGAGUGAGGACGAGGAUGGGAAGAGCCAGGAAGAUAUUGGUAGUGAAUCUCUCGAUAAGGUCGGGGUUGUCCCGAAGGCGCAGUGGGUGUUAGGCGACAUUAAGGUAGACCCUGUUGAGGAAUGCAACGACGAUGAUGACGAUGAGAAUGAAGAAGAAGAGGAGGACUGGACUCAGGAAGGGGAAGCGGAAGCAAAGAACACACUCGCUUCUCGCCUUGGACCAACUCCUGACUGCUCUUCAUCCGGAGAUGAGGCCGGGGUCAAGCAGAAGUCUGGAGUUACGAAGGAAGAUCCUGUGGAGGUGGAUGACGAUGAUGACGAUGACGAUGACGAAGACAUGAGCAGUGAUGAGCAAUUGGAAGGAGAAGAAGCAAAAGCACCUGCCCAGAGUCCCCUUGCUUCUCGUCUUGGACCGACACCUCCUCAGCACUCGCCCCUGCACUCCCCCAUCGCUAACGACUCCGAUUCGUCUUCUUCUCCAUCGUCCUCCACCCUCGAACACGAAAACGAACAAGAAGCUCAAUGGAACACUUGGGAUACUGCCCUUCGUCCCCGUCAUCAUGCUGGCCGUGGAAUCGGGAAGGGGAGGCUCAUCGGAGCAUGGACCAACUGCCGCGUUCCGAAGGAGAAGUGGACGCCUGGCGUGAGGCAGUGGGUUGAGAGAAAGGUUGCUCAAGGAAAGAUGGAGUGACGUGAGUCGUGUGCAACAGUGGGAUCGUCGGAUUUCUAUGUCUAAGCUAAGC